Lotus japonicus is the source of this 2672-nucleotide messenger RNA. Its product is annotated as annexin Gh1-like. The transcript has 11 exons. Gene Ontology annotation, cellular component: cytoplasm. Gene Ontology annotation, molecular function: calcium ion binding; RNA polymerase II cis-regulatory region sequence-specific DNA binding; DNA-binding transcription factor activity, RNA polymerase II-specific. The record is from RefSeq and is a predicted model, not a curated record. Gene Ontology annotation, biological process: positive regulation of transcription by RNA polymerase II. NCBI's taxonomy places the organism in Eukaryota, Viridiplantae, Streptophyta, Magnoliopsida, Fabales, Fabaceae. Bases 77 to 1003 code for a protein of 308 amino acids.
CCAUGACUCACUGUUGAAACCCUAACACACCCACUUUCGAUUUUUCUCUUCUACUUUGCAUUCAUUGAUUAAUUCAAUGACAUUCUUCUUCCUUAAUCUUUCGUCUUUCGUUUCCAGUUACCGUUCAUUGUUUUAUCCGAAAAUGGGUCGCGCCAAAGCAAUCAUGAAGCGAAUUCAAGAUAACAGAGUUCGUAAAACAACGUUCUUGCACAGAAGAAAGGGGUUACUCAAGAAAAUGUCUGAUUUUUCCACCAUUUGUGAUUCUCAAUCCAAUGCGUGCCUCAUUGUGUAUGAUGGUGAUGGUGCCCAUGAUUCCACACCUGAGAUUUGGCCCCAAAACCCUACAGUGGUACACUCGGUUCUUCAAAAGUAUGAGUGUGAGAAGAAUAACAAGACUACUCCUGUCAUGAAAUUCGAACUUGAAGAAUUUUUUGAGACAAAGAAGAAGAGUGUUGAAGAUGAGAUUGCCAAAGUGAAAAAAGAAAUCAUCAAUCUCAAGUUUCCCACUUGGGACCCUAUUUUUCUGAGUCUUGGAAAAGAGAGGUUGGGGCCACUCAUUGCUGAAUUGGAUGCUAAGAUCAGUGCUUGUGAUCAAAGGGUUAACUUGUUAAAGGGCAUGCAAGAAAGUGAAGUGAUCAACGCAAACAUGGCUCAAGAGGAAGAAGAUAUCUCUGAAACCCAUGUUAUCUCUGCUCCUAUUAGUCCAGUUAUUGAUGGAAUGGUGGAUUCUACUGAACAAGUAAAUGGGCAUUUGGAAUGUACAAAUCAAGUUAUUGAUGAAAUGGUGGAUUCUACUGAUCAAGUUAAUGGGACUUUGGAUUGUACAAAUCAAGUUUUUGAGCCAGUGGAUUCAGAUAGUGGGCUUGAGGAGUGGGCUUGCAAAUUUCUUGAGAGUGAUUAUUGGGCUAAUCAACAAGGUGAACCAGUGGAUUCGGCUAGCGGGCUUGAGGAUUGGGCUUGCAAAUUUCCUGAGAGAGCUAAUCAACAAGGGUAUUGGUAUUAAGGAAAGGUAUUACCUUGUGCUGAGACAGAAGCUUUGAGGGUUCUUUGUCAAUUUUUUAUUUUAGAGCUUUUGAUUUCUAUCUGGGGCCUGGAGUUUGGAGAGCUUGAUAGGUGAAGAUGCUAACAUAUGGAGAAUCCAGAAUUCACUUUAAGAGGGUAUUGCAAGUCGGGACUGUGUGAUCCUGUUAAUUCCUCACCAUGAUGUUUUGUCAUGCUUUAUUAUAUCGAUGAACUCUUACAUGUGACAUGGACGGAUCUCUAACCUUUUCAUGGAUCACGAACAUGGAACUUUGAGCUCCAUCAGAUAUGGUCGGUUCAUGCUUCCUGAAUCUGGGUUUUGCUGAAAUGAGGGCCUGAAGAUCUGUAUAUCUCAAGACUGAGAGAUCAAAGAUGAUAUGUCUAAUGGAGGAGAAAAAACCUGAAGAGAGGAAAAGCUCAAGCUCUGUUUGAGAUUUUGUGUUCAUAGGUCAACUUCGAGAUCGACAAAGCAAUUAGAGUGUGCAAAGUACUGUUUUAUUUGAAAUCUUGGUAUGUACAUAGUUACCAAAGCUAUUUGUGGAACUAUGCAGCAAGUACAAGGGUGCAAAGAUAUGGAUGGGGAACUAAGGAGGAUCUGAUCAUAUCAAUCUUGGGUCAUCGGAAUGCUGCUCAAAGGAAGCCUAUCAGGGAAACUUAUGCUGAAACUUAUGGAGAAGAUCUUCUCAAGGCCUUGGACAAAGUUGACUAGUGACUUUGAGAGGCUGGUUCACGUUUAGGCCCUUGAUUCUGCUGAACGUGAUGCAUUUUUGGCAAACGAAGCAACUGAGAGAUGGACUUCAAGCAAUCAGGUGCUGGUGGAAAUAGCCUGCACUAGGUCCUCUGAACAAUUGUUUGUUGCGAGACAUGCUUAUCAUGCUCUUCAUAAGAAGUCUCUUGAGGAGGAUGUUGCUCAUCAUACAACAGGGGACUUCCGUAAGAGACCUACACUCUGUUACUUGGAGUUGGAGAUUUGCAAGUUCUGUCUGUAUCAGAUUUGGGUUUAUUCCUCUUCCGUGUUCAGUGUCAUUGCACAAAAUGAAUAUAAAAAGCUUGCAAAGGAGAUUCCCAACAGAAAAUAAAUAGAAUUUACUUUACUCAAUCUGCAUCUGGAUUGUGCAGAAUUGACUAUUCUUUAUCAUCUUGACUAUACUCAAUUUGUAUCUGCUGUCAAGGGUUUUACAAUUUCUUCUUUUUCUAUUUCUAUUUGGAUUGUGCAGUGGAUCAACUGAUAGAAACAUAAGCAUUUGGAAGAGAGAUGCUUUUGGGUGAAAGAAUUAGAUCAGAACGCAAUGUGCAGCAUGUUGACACCACUGACUCUACUAUGCUGCCAGCUGAAGAAUCACAAAAGUGGUUGAGCAGAAACUUUUAUUUUUCCUUUUCUCAACAAGUUUAUGUUGCUAGGUUCAUAUGAAAUGCUAUUGGGAGAGGAAAUGUCAGAGCCGAGAUAGAGAUGGAAUUGGAAGCUCAACUAGAAUAAUAGAAUUUUGAGAUCAUGUUUCUUGGAACAACUUCGCUGUGAGGAUUUUGUUUUUCUAAGUAUUUUGUAUAGUGAACUUAUGUUUGCUCAUUUAUCAAACAAUCUUCUGGGUUGUAGGUUGUCUCUGAUUUACAUUUCCAGCUUUUUGUUGAACACUUUGUGGUUUUAGUUCAAU